UUUAUUUUUAAUGUGUAGGGGAAAUGGGUGAAAAAAGCAUGAUUGAUACCAAACAUAUUUUGCAUCCAGGUGAACGUGUCUGAAGUGUUUACAUAAUAUUUACCUCACAUACAAUAUGAGAGAUCAUUGCAGAAAGGUCUUGUUUUUUCGACAAAUAAUCUUAACUGUGAUUACAGUUUUUACAGAUAUAUCUGUGUUGUAAGAGGUUUGGAACUCGAAACGUGCAUGUGUUUAGUAAAUGGAGAUUUAUUGCAUUGAACGCGGUGUUAGAGAAACAAGUCAUUUUGUUUGCGCUGUCUUUUCCUUUAAGAACGACUCCGCUCACGUGCUGCAGCGCCACAGGUUUCCUACCUGUUCCUGCGUAAACAGCGGUGAGCUCGCGCACGGCGGCGCGGGCUCGGGAAACGCGCGAGAGGCGCUGGUGUGGCGCUGGUGUGGCCCCGCCCACCUUCCCGAGCCGCACUCACAGUUCGCACGUUUCUGCGGCGUGUAACGCGUCGCGUCUCGAACAGCGGCGAGAAACCCCGAAGACUCCCUCAGCUUCUCUGCGAGUUCUCCAAACGCGGGUGUCGAACAUGCUGGACCCGUCCUCCAGCGACGAAUCCGAGGCCGAAGUUCCACCAGAGAGCGAAGCUGCGGCCAAAACUCCGAGUGAAAAACUCCCGGAGAAAAUCGCCAAGUCGGAAAAAACCGAGAAGACCUCGGGAGGUGUGCGGACGCAGCAGGGCAAGAAGGCAGUUCCUCCUCCUGCGCCGGAGGACGAGAAGAAAAACGAAAAGGAAAGAUUUCAGAGAGAAGAAGCGGAAAGGAAAAACAGACUGCAGAUGUAUGUGUUUGUACUGAGGUGCAUAGCGUAUCCGUUCAAUGCCAAACAGCCGACGGACAUGGCACGGAGACAGCAGAAGCUCAACAAACAGCAGCUGCAGGCAGUAAAGGAGAGAUUUCAGGCCUUCCUCAAAGGAGAGACGCAGAUAGUUGCUGACGAAGCGUUCUGCAACGCUGUGCGCAGUUACUACGAGGGUUUUCUCAAGAGUGAGCGCGUGACACGGAUGGUGCAGAGCGGAGGCUGCUCAGCCAGCGAUUUCCGCGAGGUCUUCAAGAAGAACAUUGAACGCCGCGUACGCAGCCUACCUGAGAUCGACGGUUUGAGCAAAGAGACCGUGCUGAGCUCCUGGAUCACCAAAUAUGACGCCAUUUUUAAGGGAGAGGAAGACCAGCGGCGGUCACAGGGACGCAUGCCCUUUAGCGCCGUGUCUGAGCUUAUCCUCAGUAAGGAGCAGCUCUAUGAGAUGUUUCAGCAGAUACUUGGCAUCAAGAAAUUUGAGCACCAGCUGCUCUACAACGCAUGUCAGCUCGACAAUGUUGAUGAACAGGCAGCACAGAUCCGCCGAGAAUUGGACGGAAGACUGCAGCUCACUGACAGAAUCGCCAGAGAAAGGAAGUUUCCUAAGUUCAUAUCCAAGGACAUGGAGAUGAUAUAUGUGGAGGAGCUGAGGUCCUCGAUCAACCUUCUAAUGGCAAACCUGGAGAGCCUUCCUGUAGCCAAAGACUUGAAGCCCAAAAUCAAGCCAAAACUGACCCCCAUGAACAGCUUUCUGGAUAUAGGAGAUGAGAAUGAUCUGCCACUCUGCAAAUCAGAUGUAGUGCUGUCCUUCACCCUGGAGAUUGUGAUCAUGGAGGUACAGGGACUGAAGUCAGUGGCACCUAACAGAAUCGUCUAUUGCACCAUGGAAGUAGAAGGAGGAGAGAAACUUCAGACAGACCAGGCUGAGGCCUCAAGACCACAAUGGGGCACACAAGGAGACUUUACCACCACUCACCCACUACCUGUGGUCAAAGUGAAACUGUUUACUGAGAGCACUGGAGUCCUGGCUUUGGAGGACAAGGAGCUGGGCAGGGUGGUACUGAACCCAACAACAAAUGGGCCCAAAGCCACAGAGCUGCAUAAGAUGAUCAUCCCAAAAAACAGCCAAGACACAGACCUAAAGAUUAAACUGGCUGUGCGUAUGGACAAACCACCAAACAUGAAGCACAGUGGGUACCUCUAUGCAUUAGGGCAGAGACUGUGGAAACGAUGGAAGAGGCGAUAUUUUGUUCUUGUUCAGGUCAGUCAGUACACAUUCGCCAUGUGCAGCUACCGAGAGAAGAAAUCAGAGCCACAUGAGCUCAUGCAGCUGGAUGGAUAUACGGUGGACUAUUCUGAUCCACAGCCUGGUCUUCAGGGUGGCCAAGUCUUUUUUAGUGCGGUAAAGGAGGGAGAUUUGGUGAUAUUUGCAACGAAUGAUGAACAGGACCGAACUCUUUGGGUGCAGGCGAUGUACCGUGCUACAGGCCAGUCCUACAAACCAGUACCUCCUGCCCAGAACCAGCAGCACAACUGCAGGGGGGGGAAUAUCCAGAAAGAGCCCCCUGCUUCAUUACUCAGUUUGGAGAGGGCAGGAGUCGAGGAGCUCAUCUCUGCCGUUCCCUGCAGCUUCGAUCACGCCAGCCUGUUCGAAAAGCUGCAAAAACACACACUCCUACACCGCAUGAACGACUCCUUCUCCUGCCUGGGAUGGUUCAGCCCAGGCCAGGUGUUCGUUUUGGAUGAAUACUGUGCUCGGUAUGGCGUGAGAGGCUGCCACCGCCACCUCUGUUACCUGAAGGGCCUGAUGGAAUUCUCCGAGAACAAUGCGCUAGUGGACCCCACCCUACUCCAUUACAGCUACGCCUUCUGCGCUUCUCAUGUCCAUGGGAACAGGCCUGAUGGAAUGGGUACCAUCACAGAGGACGAACAGGAGGAGUUUGAAGAGAUAAGGGUCAGGCUGCUGACACUGCUAGAGAAUCAGAUAACUCAUUUCAGAUACUGUUUUCCAUUUGGACGCCCAGAGGGGGCUUUAAAAGCCACACUGUCACUUCUAGAACGGGUUCUUAUGAAAGACAUCACCAUACCAGUUCCUGCUGAGGAGAUGAAGAAAAUUGUGCAGAAAUGUUUGGAAAAGGCUGCACUCAUGAACUACACCCAGCUGACUGACUACGCCCAGUUUGAAGCCGACUGCCCUCAGGUCCCUCCAGAGAAGAGGCUAGAAGACAUGAUGCGACUGGGGGAACUGUGCAUGGAGGUGCUUCAGCAGAAUGACGAACAUCAUUCUGAGGGAAGAGAGGCUUUCUCCUGGUGGCCUGAGGCAAUGGCAGAGCAUGCUGAGACGUUCUUGUCUCUCUACACAGUAGACAUGGAUGCAGCUCUGGCAGUGCAGCCACAGGACUCAUGGGACAGCUUCCCUCUUUUUCAGCUGCUCAACAAUUUCUUACGUACUGAUCCUCACUUGUGCAAUGGAACAUUCCACAAGCAUCUGCAGGAGCUCUACAUACCUCUGGUAGUUCGCUAUAUUGAUCUGAUGGAGUCAUCCAUUGCCCAGUCUGUCCAUCAUGGCUUUGAGCAAGAGACCUGGCAGUCUGUCAAGACUAUAACCAACAAUCUGCCAAGUGUGCCUUUGCCUAAAGUUCCCAACCUGCCCCUCAAUCUUCCUCAGAUGCCCAGCUUCUCCACCCCCUCCUGGAUUGGACCACUAUGUGAUAACACAAACGGCUCAGCAACAUCAGAGGACCUGUUCUGGAAGCUGGACGCGCUCCAGAUGUUUGUAAUGGACCUACACUGGCCAGAGCCUGAGUUCGCCAGACAUCUGGAGCAAAGGCUGAAGCUUAUGGCUAGUGACAUGAUGGAGGCCUGUGUCAAAAGGACCAAAGCAGCGUUUGAUAUUAAGAUGCAGAAGUCAAGUAAAUCUACUGACUUCAGGGUGCCUUUGUCCAUCUGUACCAUGUUCAACAUUCUUAUGGAUGCUAAGAAACAGUACUAUAAGCUGUGUAUUCUCGACCAAGGACAAGAGAUGGACCAGCAGUGGCAACAGUACCAUUCUAAAAUUGAUGUGCAGAUCGAUGAGGCCUUUAAAGAAAUGAUCUCCUGCCUGGUUUCAAAGUUCGCUGCUGUUUUGGACGGUGUAUUGUCCAAGCUUUCACGAUAUGAUGAAGGAACAUUUUUUUCUUCAAUCCUUUCUUUUACUGUAAAAGCAGCAGCCAAGUAUGUGGACGUCCCAAAACCUGGCAUGGAUCUAGCAGACACCUACAUUACAUUUGUGAGGCAAAACCAGGACAUCCUCAGAGACCGUGUGAAUGAUGAGAUGUACACAGAGAAAAUCUUUGACCAAUGGUACAACACAUCCAUAAAGGCAGUGUGUGUUUGGUUAACGGACAGACUGGAUCUGCAGCUCCACGUCUAUCAGCUCAAAACCCUCAUCAGGAUAGUCAAGAAGUCCUACCGUGACUUCAGGCUGCAGGGUGUCCUAGACAGCACCUUGAACAACAAGAACUACGAGACAAUCUACAAUCGGCUCACUAUAGAGGAGGCCACGGCCGCGGUGUCUGCGGGAGACGGACUGCAGGGCAUCAGCAUGAGAGACAGUGAUGAAGAAGAGGGUUAACUUCAUUUCAUCACCCUCAGAUUCAUCACCCUGGAUCAUGUUCGAUGGUUAUAUAAAACACUUCACAAAAGGAAGCAAGCUAAAACUAUUCCUGUCUGUUACAGAACCUCUGUCCAAGCAUAACUAUACUGUUGUUACUGUGUGCUUGUACAAUAUAGUUCCCUGUCCACCUGCUGAUGGCUCACAUGUCUGUAUGUUUGUUAUAUUUCAUUUAAUAUUCAGUGAUUUGGUUAAUCGAUGUCCAACAAAGCUGGCUAUGACUGUGAACACUAGAGGUGCUGCUGCUGAUGACUACAUGUAAAAACCUGAACAAAUGCAUAAAACAAUCAAAACUGAUUUGUCUAUGGAUCUUAUCUUUGGUAUAAAUAGGACCACAUGUAAGGAAGUGCUUAUCUGUGCUGUACACUGUGGUAUGAAGAUUGCACAUGCAGUUCAAAUGUCUGGAACAGAAAUAACAUGCUAGCGUCCAGUGUUCUUUGUUAUGAACUUCACUUCUUCUAUAGAAUUAACAAUGAGUUGUGUUAACUGCCUACGUCCUGUAUGAUGAUGUUGCCUGGUUAUGUUUUACUUGAGAGUAAAUACUGUAUGUCACCUAAUUGUAAGGGGAACUUGUGCGUGUGUGUGUGUGUGUGUGUGUGUGCGUGUGAGAGAAAGAGAGACAUUUCUAUUGUAUUUUGUGCACCUGAGUUUGAACAGGUGUGUUUGAAAUGUUAUCAUUAAAAGUGUUUUUAAUGUUAA
Messenger RNA from Silurus meridionalis, 5195 nucleotides. RefSeq names its product Ca++-dependent secretion activator 2 (gene cadps2). The transcript is spliced from 30 exons. NCBI's taxonomy places the organism in Eukaryota, Metazoa, Chordata, Actinopteri, Siluriformes, Siluridae. The record is from RefSeq and is a predicted model, not a curated record. Bases 576 to 4457 code for a protein of 1293 amino acids. Gene Ontology annotation, cellular component: glutamatergic synapse. Gene Ontology annotation, biological process: synaptic vesicle exocytosis; positive regulation of exocytosis; dense core granule exocytosis.